GCGAGUGCCUUCCCCUUGGUUUGGGGUCCUGCUCCAAGAGUAAUCCACUCUACUGCCAGCAUGCCCACCCAGCUGGAGAUGGCCAUGGACACCAUGAUUCGCAUUUUCCAUCGGUACUCUUGCAAGGAGGGGGACAGGUUCAAACUCAACAAGGGGGAGCUGAAGAUGCUGUUACAGCGAGAGCUCACAGAGUUCCUCACAUGCCAAAAGGAUCCCCAGUUGGUGGAUAAGAUAAUGCAGGAUCUGGACGCCAAUAAGGACAACGAAGUGGAUUUUAAUGAGUUUGUGGUCAUGGUGGCAGCUCUGACGGUUGCUUGUAAUGAUUACUUUGUAGAGCAACUGAAGAAGAAAGGCAAAUAAAGAUGACUAGUAAGGUAGCAAAAGGCAGAACCA
Messenger RNA from Arvicanthis niloticus (Nile rat), 393 nucleotides. NCBI's taxonomy places the organism in Eukaryota, Metazoa, Chordata, Mammalia, Rodentia, Muridae. The record is from RefSeq and is a predicted model, not a curated record.